Molecule: messenger RNA, 959 nt
Organism: Geodia barretti
Lineage: Eukaryota; Metazoa; Porifera; Demospongiae; Tetractinellida; Geodiidae
Source: the annotation of a GenBank genome assembly
UUUCGGCAGGACAGAAUUUUGCAAGCGUGUAUAAACAUUCUACGUUUUCAGGUUGGAAAUGCAACAGAAGUGGAGAGCUAUGUUCCCCAGAGUUCUAGUGAGACGGAGUGUCUCAGUGAGUUCUGCAGUGAGAACUGUGGACUCUUUAGAGCCAGUUGUGAGCUCCACCGACUGAGGACUGGAGUAGAGGACCUGACUGGACUCCUCGAGACUGACUACGUCUCCCCCUGUGAUGUCUGUGUCAGCACUGCCGUCCAGGCCGAGACUGUUGAAAUGGGGAAUCUACUGGAGAGCACUGGAGACCAGCUCAUCCCUUCCACCUCCUUCUACUGUGUACAGCUGGUUCUGAUGCCACUCUCUGAGUGUGGCCAGCUACUUGGGCUCCUGGAGAGAGUGGAGGUGCUCACAUCCUCCAUGAAUGACUCCCAGUCUUUGUCCAAUCUUCAACUGGUGGUGGAGAGACUUAGCAGCUCAGUUCUCCCACACACAAGACUCUCUCUUGUAAGACACCAGCUAGCAAUGCCUAGGCAUUUGGCAAGUGAAAUCAGCCUACUUAGUUUUCGUAAUCCAAAAAGCGUGAAAUUUUCAUUCAAUUGCUGAUUCGACUUUUGCAGCAAUAAUACUACUAAUAUAUACUUUAGCUACCACUGGACCCAUGUUAGCUACAUCAUGCCACUGGCCCAGAGUGUGAGUCAGUGACCUCAACUCAGAUAUCAGAGGAGGUGGAGGGUCUACUGCCUGGCAGUGGGUGUGGUCUGGAGCCAGGGCUAGUGGUGGGACUACGGACUCUCAAUCUCCUCAGAUACAACUACAGUCACCUCGUUGACAGACUUCACUUCCUAGGACUGUUAUAGCUAGUCCUAUGAUACUUACGUAUGUGCUCAUGAUAACAACUAUCACUUAUAUUAUUAAGUUACAGCUAUAUUAUAUAUUAUCAAACACAGUUUUAUUACCACUGC